GCACCGAAAUUCGAAGAGCAUCAACCAGCACGCUUUGUUCGGUUUAUCGAUUAAUUUCACAAUCAGCUGGUGGUUAUGUGAAAGCAAGUUUCAGUGGAAAAAAUCAGGUUUAAAAAUGUGCUAAAUCGUUGUGCAAAUCGGAUCUUAUACUUUAGUAAAAUUAGAGUGUAGUGUGAGCAAAAUGUCCCGCUGUAUGCUGAGCCCGUUGCGAUUCUACCGGACCGGAUCCGGAUUGCAGUACUUUUUGCCGAGUUUCGCUAGGGCUUGCUUGUUCUCGUCGCAGGGAGGCGGCACGGGAGGUCGAUCCAGCGGCGGAAACCAGGGCGGCAACAACGGCAGUGGUGGAGGCAAAGGAUUCGUGCGAAAUACGACGAUUCUGGUGCAACAGGGUUGUGACAUCCAGGAACUGCCGGUGGUGGUGCGGAAGAUUGCCGAGGAUGAGUUUGCAGCUUUUAUAUCGAAUACAGUGAUUGAUAGCCAACCACCAGCUGCAGUGGCGACAACUGCUGCUGCAACGGGGGAGGAAGAGAAUGGCGCAGUUGAUCAAGAGUCGAGUGAUGAAAAUGCAAACAAUAGCAAUCAGGACGAAAUUAUAAAGUCGAUCGAGGACUGUCUAACAGCACAGGGAGUUUGCCUGGUGGUGGAAUCGUUGGAUGAGCAGGAAUUUACCCCGGAAGUAGCUGUACGGGCGGUGGAGAAGAUUUUGAAAAUUGAGAAUUUACUGGAGUUGAAGCAUUUGGAAAGCAGCGAGGAAUUUGAGAAGAUUAUUAGCUGCAUCGUCUAUCGAGGGGAUAACCGUACGGUUCUGGAAGUGCUGGAUGGAUUGAGGAACUAUAUGGAGCUGGUCAAGACGAUUGAUAUGCUGGGUAACGAGUUGGUAUAUCGAUGCUCGGAGAACAAAUUGGAUAUUGAGCAGUGCUGUGAGGCGAUCGAGAGUCUCACCCAGUGCAGGAGGUACGAUAUGGUGGAGAAGUUCUGGAGUGGAAUAGCCGACCAGGAGAAGCAGAUCGACGAUAAGAAUAUUCAUCAGGUUUUUGCGAUUUUGCCGUACCUGAAGGUUAGCCGAAGAGCGGUGUUGAACGUGCUGGAGCGGAGGAUUCCUUCGGUUUGGUGGCAAAUGUCCCCAAACAGCACGAUUGAUGUGCUGCAAUCUUUGGAGACGUGCAAGUUGUCUCCAUUUAGGAUUACCCAGACAUUGGCUCGAUGGUUGAAUACGAACAUUCAUGCCGUAAGCGAGGACCAGCUGGAAGCGGUGCUGGAGUCGUUCACCAAUUUGGGAUACUCCGAGAAUCAAAUUGAGCGAGCCAUUGAACGAUACGUGAAGGCCAAGGGCGUUAAGAUCGUUUCGCAAAGUUUGAUUGUUACCUUGUUACGACACUGCCAGGUAUUCCGCUUGAGGAAUCCUCACAUUCUAAAUGGCUGCAGCGAGUUCUUCAUAGCCAACCACCAAAAUCUGGAUCCCGGCUAUUUGCGCGCCGUCUUCUGCCCCUUCGGCUAUCUCGACUACGAGCCAGUCAACGGCAAUAAAUUCUGGGAGACCCUGGACAUGUAUCUGGAUCUCAACUUUACCAAAAUCCACCCGAUGGAAAUCAUCGAUAUCAUGUUCUGCUACGUCUGCUUGGAGCGCUAUCCGCUGACUUUCGUGAACCGAAUCUUCAAUCCCUACUUCUUAGACGUCCUACACGCUCGAACCCGACCGGAGAAACUGGACCGGGUUCGAAGCAUGCUCAAGGUGUUCGACACAAGUCUCACACUGGAAUGCAACGAUUACGAUGGUCCGCUACUUCCACGGGACCACUCGGCCAAAUCGCUAUUCCACGAUGGUCGAAUCAAACGAAUCGUGAACUACAUCACCCCGGAGUUGGAGAAAAUAGCCGGCGGGUCGGAUUGUAUGACCAAGUUUACCAUCCUCCAGCAUCUGCCCGUUAACGAGCUGUACCUCGUUGACGCAAUUUUCCACCCGUGCGGCAUGGGAAAUAUCUUCUCCCUCAACACGAUGAAGGAACGCAACGUCAACAUUGCGGUGCUGAUUCUCCUGCCGGAGUAUUUCAACAGCAACGGAGAGCACCUGAUCGGGUCGCAAGCGAUGCGCAUUCGCCAUCUGAGACGACUGGGGAUGCGAGUGGUUACGCUACGAUUCGAUACGUUGUACAAACUGAAGGUCCAUCCGGCGGAGCUCCUCAAGUACCUGGUGGAGAGGAUGCAGCAAGCAUUGAAUGCCCUGCCCGCACCGAAGGCAACGCCCGUGGACAGCGGUUCUGAGGAUUGAGUCGAAUCAUGGCGCAUAUUUUCGCAGAGCGAAAACAAGACUGCUUGGUACUUACAAUACACAAUUGUGAUAAAUAUAAAUCUUACAAUAGCUUGCACAAGACUACACUUGACUGCUUUGGAAUAAACUCGAUGUGUGUCAUUUAAAUGUUACAGACAUAGUGUUAUUAGGCGCAUAUAGUGAUUUUGAAUUGUUUGAAAUAAAAAGCAAUCAGCUGG
Ochlerotatus camptorhynchus is the source of this 2487-nucleotide messenger RNA. Its product is annotated as FAST kinase domain-containing protein 3, mitochondrial-like. NCBI's taxonomy places the organism in Eukaryota, Metazoa, Arthropoda, Insecta, Diptera, Culicidae. The transcript has 2 exons. Gene Ontology annotation, biological process: regulation of mitochondrial mRNA stability. The coding region runs from base 182 to 2269 and encodes 695 amino acids. The record is from RefSeq and is a predicted model, not a curated record.